CCAGCAUUUGCUUCCGACUGCGAUUCCCACGCCGGGAGCCACAGCCAAAGUUCGCUCAUGCGACUGGGGAUCCAUGUAGCCCCGAACACCCAAGCCCUCCUUCACACACUUACAAGCACCUCAGACCCGCACAGAAAGACUCUAUUUCCCCGUGCUCGUCUUACUUUACACGGAUCUUGGUUCGCUUCCACGUGCAUGGUGGACGAAGAGCCUUCUGAUAGCGCUCCAUUUCUUGAGGACGUGACAGGGGAGUAUGACUACCCCGAUCGAGUUGUCCAACGAGCAAUUACUGCCAGACUAAAUGGUGCUCUUCGACGGGCAGUGGAGAAUGACAAUUUUGCUGCAGCAGAGAUGAUUCUUAAUGAUAUGAAUCACAGAGGAGUGCACGUUGAACUUGAUGCCAUCUACGAGCAUGUUACUACCUAUUAUCUAAGACCCUUGGAAGCAUUAACCUCCAGACGAACGCCUUCAUUUCAGAAGACACUCGACAAAGCCCUUCUAUGGUGGUGCCUAGUGCCGGACCACGCGGGAAGAGGGUUGGAAAAGGCUGCUCCAGACUUCAAAGCGCUCGUCGAACGUCUGCUGCGCAUCAACUUGCUCCCUUCAGAAUUGGCCAGCUUUGUCUUCAUCGCGAUGGAGAAGGGAUAUGCUUCCCACUUGAACACCAUCAUUGACCACAUUAUAUCCUACUCUUCCCCCCGCGUCGCACUCGAAACUUUGGCUCAUAUCAACCGCCUUGAUGUUCGCGCGGGGCGGGAAGUGCGAGCGAAUGCCAAAUUCCAUAGGCUGUCGUGGAUAAAGAGGGAUAGUCCGUAUCGGUCAAUAUUGUUUGGGAGUUUGCGUUCCCGUGACUCCGACAACGUCCGCAGACGUAUCGACAGACGAGUUAACAGAGCUAUUUACCAUCUUGCUGCCGCAAACAAAACGCUCACUGCCCAUCGCCUUCUUGGUGCAUUGUUCGACGCCUCUCCUCGUUCUGUUCGCCCAUACACAGCGGAUAUCGUUCUUCGCAAGCUUCGCGAGGGUCGGAUGACUCAGGAACAUGAGGAUUUAGCUGAACGAAUCCGUCGCGCACGUUUGCCCCUCGAAUAUACCCAACCCCAUUCCUUCGUUGUCUGGAACGUGCGGAAAACCCUAUUCUCCGACCACCCCCCAUCUAUUCAAGACCUUGCAGCUUUCAUGCGGAGAUGCUACGAGGAUAGCGCAGUCAGCGCAUUGCGAGCUAUGGAAAGAAGAAUUGCGUGGCGGCUGAUAAAGGAUAACCCACGAAGUUGGAAACCUGUCACACUAUGGUUUUUGGGAGAAAUGCAAAGGCAACUAGAUGAGGGAAGAUAUGAGGAAGUGUUCCGAACGUUUGCCACUCGUUUCCGACUUCAGGGUGUACCCGGCCAAAGCCUCGUCUCCUCGUACCUACAACGGCAUCAUAAUAUUGACUCAGCGAAGCCGAGUAAUUCACUUGUCCCGCAACUCCUCAAGCCCACACCUGUCGCAGUGCGCAUCCUGCUCCAGGCAUUAUUCCGAUGGAGAUCCACAACUAGCAUUGGAGUACCAGUUGCUGUGAAGCGGAAGCUACUUCUAAAGGAGAUGUUCCAGGCAUUCAGCUGGAACGCAAAACAAGUCGAUCCACCACUCGGUAAUAUCCUCGAACCAGGAACGUGGAUGCCCGAAGGAGAUGGAGUGGCUCACCCUAUCCUGAUCCCCCCAGAUACGCUUAUUUUCGACUUCAUAUUCCGCUACCUGAGCUCUCAAAGAUUAUGCGGGACAGUGCAACUCGUCAAGAAAACCCUUAAAUCAGGGAUCACUCUUCCCAUCACCGCGUGGUCCAUUGUACUCUAUCGAAUCGCACUACAUGGAGAUGGCCAAUCGACACUCGCGUUGCUGCGCGCUAUGACGCAAGUGGAGGCCGGCGGAGAAAUCAAUCCCAAUCUACCCCCAGCGGACUUUUCCACAUAUCUACACGCCAUAUCUGCGGCUUGGCGAGGUCGUCAUCUGAAUUUGCUCUACGAUGUCACGCAGAUGUUGAGAUCUCAGAAUUUGGAGCCUGCUGAUGAACAGGAGGUGGAAAAGCUGCAGUUCUACCUAUCCCGCUACUCAGAGACUAUAGCCAAGCCAGGGUGGGACACAUGGGCGACGAUGAGGGGAAAAAGCAGUUGAUGUACUUAUACUCAGAUCAUAUAAUCAUAUUCUUAAUCUGUUAAGU
Cantharellus anzutake is the source of this 2200-nucleotide messenger RNA. RefSeq lists its product as uncharacterized. The record is from RefSeq and is a predicted model, not a curated record. Lineage: Eukaryota; Fungi; Basidiomycota; Agaricomycetes; Cantharellales; Hydnaceae. The transcript is spliced from 5 exons. The coding region runs from base 58 to 2154 and encodes 698 amino acids.